Messenger RNA from Verticillium dahliae VdLs.17, 2439 nucleotides. RefSeq lists its product as uncharacterized. Gene Ontology annotation, biological process: cytoskeleton-dependent intracellular transport; cytoplasmic microtubule organization. Gene Ontology annotation, molecular function: dynein light intermediate chain binding; microtubule binding. Gene Ontology annotation, cellular component: cytoplasm; centrosome. The record is from RefSeq and is a predicted model, not a curated record. Lineage: Eukaryota; Fungi; Ascomycota; Sordariomycetes; Glomerellales; Plectosphaerellaceae. The coding region runs from base 1 to 2439 and encodes 812 amino acids. The transcript has 2 exons.
AUGACGUUCACAAAGGGCGCGCAGGACGCGCUCCUGCAAUGGGCCAACACCUUUGCCCUCGACAAGAAGGCCGAGACAAUGGACGACUUCCAUGAUGGCGUCCUCCUCUCGCAGAUCCUCGUCGACCUCGACACCAGCUACGACCCCUCCGAAGUCCAGACCGAAGACAAGCGGUGGCUCGCCAACAAGAAGAACCUCCAGAGCGUCUACAAAGGUCUCACCCGCCUGAUCCUCCGCGAGUGUCCCGGCCUCAGCCGCCAGGCCAGGAUCGCCGACUUUCGCGCCAUCGCCUCGAGCCCCGAUGCCCAGGGCAUCUGCAAGGUAGGCCACGACCGCCCCAUGUGCUCGACCAAGCCCACCCAGCGCGUGCUAACCGCCGUCUCCCUGCAGCUCCUGGCGCUCCUGUUCGCCGUCGCCAUGCUCGGCAGCAACAACGAGCGCUACGUGACCCGCAUCACGCGCGACAUCACCGACGGCGCCGCCCUGUCGCAGCUGCAGCGCAUCACGGUCGAGAUGAAGACGGACAUGGAGGAGGCCCUCGCCGCCGCCGGCACCGACGACGCCCACGACGUGGCCGUCGAGGCGCGGGACCCGGACCUCGCCCUCGAGGAGGAGAACGCCAGCCUCAUGGCCCAGCUCGACAAGAAGAAGAAGAACCUCGCCGACAUGGAGACGCGCCUCGCCCACCUGCAGGAGAGCUACGACGACCUCAAGGACGAGGCCGCCCGCGUCACGAGCGAGCUCGAGGACGUGCGCAGCAUGCACAGCGGCGCCGGCGACCAGGUCAUCCGGAACCUCGAGAUGAAGAUCCGCGAGCAGGACGAGCUCAUCGCCACCCAGGAGGGCCAGCUCGAGGACAUGCGCAUCGCCAAGGAGCGUCUGCAGACCGAGAUGGCCGCCCUCAAGACGAGGGCCGCCCGCGGCGACGUCCUCCAGGACGAGGUCAACGAGCUGCGCUACCGCGCCGAGGAGCUCGGCCGCAAGGCCAACAUGGUCGAGCGCUACAAGCAGAAGCUCGAGGCGAGCAGCAAGAUGCAGAGCGAGCUCGACAACUUGCGCUACGAAAAGGAGGAGAUGCAGCGCGACCUGCUCGAGUACGAAAAGGUCCUGAAGAGGAACCGCGCCCUCGAGCUGGCCAACGACAAGUACGCCGAGAAGAUGCAGGACUACGAGGUCCAGCUUAUCGAGCUGGACAAUAAGCGGAAGGAGGAGUACAACGAGAUGAUCGCGCUCAGGGAACACCUCGAGUCUCUCAGCGCGCAGCGCAAGGCCGACGAGAUGUUCAUCGGCGAGCUGCAGGAGCAGAUCAGCACGGGUGGCCACGGCGCCGGGAACAAGUCUCCGUCGAGCCCUGGGGGCGCCGGGUUCAACCUCGACGAGGAGCUCGAGAACGCAAAGGACGUGGCGCCCAAUCUGAGCCUCGAGAUCUCACGACUCAAGGCUGAGAACCAGCUGCUGCGCAGCAGCAUGGGCUCCGGAUCAGAAAACUCACGCCUGCGCAGGGAGCUCGAGGAAGAGCGCGCGCAGCGCAACCGGCUGCAGAAGAAUUUCAACGAUAUUCACGAGAAGCACACCGUGGCGGAAGCACAGGUCCAGUCACUGCUGCGCGACAUGACGGACGAAAAGGCCUACACCGAACUCGUCGCACAGCAGAAGAAGUCGGAAUUGGAGCUCAAGCAACACAUUGAGCUGGCGACAGAACUGCGAAACCGCAUCGCGGACCGUGACCGCGAACUGUUGAGUGUGAAGACUGACCUUUCAGCCGUCGAGAAGGAUAGUAUAGAAGCGCUCGAAGAGCUCAAGGCAACCGACAAGCUCAUCUCCGGCUCACUGCACGAGGAGCUCGAGGCGCUGCGAACCGACCACAAGAACGCCACCACGGACGUGCAGGAGGCGCAAAAGGCACUGACCAAAGCCCUCCUCGAGAAGGACGAGCUUCGAAAGGAUCUCGACACCGUCAAGGAGCAGGGCGCUGGUCAAGACUCGUCCAAAUAUCUGGAGAAGAUCCAACAGCUGCGUGACCGGCUCAAGGAGCGCAAUGAGGUGAGUUGCCCUCUUUCAGUCCAGUCGAGAUACACGCGAGACCACAUCGCCAUCUACCCCGACAACAGCACCCGCCUCCCCGGGCAGUCCGCAAGGCCGCCUACGUGCAAGCAGGCCCGUAGUAGCAUCUUGCCAGCCCGUCCUCCCGCUGCCCUUGUCAGGGACAGACACCCGCUGGCGCGAGAACCAGCCUUCACGAUGACCGCUCCCAAGCUCUCCCUUUCGUCCGUACACCCCCCAGCUUGCAUGGGAAAGGCAGGAUCAGGCAUUCCUGCCCCUGUUCAAGGCUUCAACCCGAUACUCCCCAAACCCAAGGAACGGCCCACGUCUUGGUUGUCUAUCCACAGCAGCGUCCCACAAGAGAAGCGUAGCUCUUGGGGGUCACUGCUCUGGUAG